Molecule: messenger RNA, 2538 nt
Organism: Patella vulgata (common limpet)
Lineage: Eukaryota; Metazoa; Mollusca; Gastropoda; Patellidae
Product: protein mesh
Exons: 14
Coding region: 427-2538 (703 amino acids)
Biological process (GO): cell-matrix adhesion
Source: RefSeq, a predicted model, not a curated record
CGUGGUUAUAAAUCAUUUUGAGAAAAUAUCCCGUCAGGAGAGGGCUACUUAUUUCAUUCAACGACGGGACAUUUUUGUGAUGACACAGCACUCUAUCCAUUCGGUACUGACGUUGGUGAUAGUACAAUAGAUGACUCUACGAGACUCCUUCUAAUAAACCUACCAACCGCUAUUAAUUAUUUUGGUCGUAGUUUCAGUACAUUAUACAUAUCUAAAGAUGGAUACGUCAGUUUCAACCCCAAUACGACCUAUAUUCCUAAAUAUUGGCGAGAAAAUCCAAAGGAGCACAAUUAUCCCUUCAUAGCACCCUAUUAUUAUAAUGGUGAACCCAACACUGCUGACACAACGGAUAUUCCAGGAACUAUAUAUUAUAGAAGUGUAUCUGUCGACAGUGAUCCAACUUUCUUACAGCUGCUUGAACUAUAUAUGAUCACUAACGUAGUCGGUGUCAAGUUAUUUACCGCUGAUACCGCCCUGGUUGUAACAUGGGUUGACGUCACAGAUGUAAUCAGUGCUGCAGAUGGUUGUCAAGGAAACGCGUGCACACAGACCAAUACAUUCCAGUUAGUUAUUGUAGCUGGUAAAAGUCAGACAUUCACCAUCUUUAAUUAUGGUAAAAUGGACUCCACAGGACAUACAUACUAUCAGGCUGGAAUGAAUGGUGGAUAUAAUAUUGGAUGGACCGAUGUGUACUGUGAUGAUGACUGUUCUUCAACUAAAUUAAACCAACUUCCAAACUUACAAGGCAGUGAUACAGUUGGACGAUUUAUAUAUAAAGUAUCCGAGCAAGUGAUAAUCAGAGGGGGCUGUCUUCCUCCUAAUUCACCAUCAGGAAAAUUGGAAUUCUAUCCCCAGUUUGCUAACAUGUAUGGCGGAGAAAUAAUAGAGAUAUCAGGAUAUUGUACCCAACCGGAUGUUCAGGCCACGUGUAAAUUCGGAUUUGCGGAAGAAACACAGGCUAUGAUAUUUCCUAAUUCGCCCAAAAUUCACUGUGAGGUACCAAAGUUAACAGAAAGGGGUGUGGUCAAUUUGGUUGUCACUCAAGGUCAAUCACAGACACUAACUGGACAUUUUCAUAUUGUUUUAUUCGGAAGAUCAAAUCAUCACGUUUACCCUAUAAACCCCCAGAAUCCAGAAAGAGUUGUUUGGAAUGAAACCAACCCUGAAGAACUAUCUUUAAAAUGGGAUAUAGCUGGUUUAAAUGAUGCUGGUGGUAGUGCAACAGUAGAUAUUAACUUAAUAGGUUAUCGAGAAGACGAAAAUGGGUUUUAUUGGGAAUUGCUGGAUGUACUCGGAAAGGACGUGUUGAAUGCUGAAGGACAAUAUACCUUCAAAACUGCUGAUCAUCAAUGCAAGGGUGACCAGUGCUGGAUGUACGAGAUGGGGGUUGUUGAGGUACGAUUACCCAGGCAAUACUGGACUGCUUCAACUAAAAACAGUUCUUACACAUACGGUGUUGUACCACUCGGAUGGUUUGUAAGGGAUUACAUGGAACAAACCUAUGGUGCCGAUUGGAACUCUCAGAAAUGUCAGAAAUGGUAUGAAAAAGACAAGUUAAAUAUGGCUUGGCAGGAAGAACUUUUGGCAUGUCCCUGUAAUCUGAAUCAAGCUAUAACAGAUUUUGGUCGCUGGCAGCCAGACGUUGGUUGUAAUAUGCACACCGGAAGUGCUUGUCAUUACCAUAUAGGUGCAAUUCAUUGCGUUCGAUCUGUAAACCCCACGGCGUCCGGCGCUGGGAAUCAAUGUUGUUACAACGAGGAUGGAAGUUUGAAAUAUGCCGCUGAUUCUUAUCAAGGCUCUACACCAGAUCGAGCCCAUGACUGGGGAGCGCCACCAUUUAAUAAACCAGGUUAUGUCCCUUCCUUGUCCCACUGGAUCCAUGACGUCAUUAGUUUCUAUCAUUGUUGCCUCUGGGUAGAAUAUCAACAGUGUGAUUUAUAUAUGGAGCAAAGAGCAACACGUGACUGUAAGAAUUAUUCCCCGCCUAAAACAGCGUUUAUUUACGGCGAUCCUCAUAUAACAACAUUUGAUUUAGUUUCCUAUGAUUUUUAUGGUAGAGGUGAAUAUUGGUUAUUAAAACACGAUCAGAUGUCCAUACAGGGAAGAUUUGAAGACACGCAUUUAUCAUACACCCCGCUAUUACCAAUAAAUAUAACGGUAUUAUCUGGUGUGGUGAUGAAAGCUCCAGGCAGUUGUGUAGUGGAGAUCAGGUUUAAUUCUCCAGUUGGGAGCUCGGGACCAGUUUUAAAUGUUAUUGUUAAUAAUAAGACUAGGGUGUUUGGCGGAUCAGAACCAGAAUGGCAAGACUAUAUAGGUGUGUCUGUGGUACAGAAUAGUGUUGGUUAUAACAGUAACCCACAGUCUAAUUUUACCAUAAUGUUCCAGUCAGGUGUUGGGGUAUUAGUUGCUGCCGUUAAUCAACUUCUUCAUCUUACUGUUGUCAUACCACCUGAAUUCAAGGGGUCGACGAGUGGUUUAUUGUAUGUUCUAUUUAUAUCUCUAGGGGUCGACCAAUGGUUUAUUGGGUACUUGGGAUGA